AUGGAAAGCCUGAACAUUUUGCUUCGUGACAGCCUAUUCGGUCGGAUGCUCAACUAUACGUCGAAGGGCCGAUUUUUCUCUUACAAUGGAUCUAAAACCCUCAAAGAUGAAGACCUCCCCACCCCAGACCCCCAGCGGCGGAUCAUAGUAGGCUUCGUUGGCCCUGAUGAUCCAGAUAUCCCUCGAAACUGGCCCACGCUGGCAAGGACGGUCGCUGGGCUCAAUGUAAUGCUCUUGAACUUCAGCUUCUAUGCAGCAUCGGCUAUCUUUACGCCGAGUAUCGAGGGUAUCGAGGAAACAUUUGGAGCUACCACUGCCGAGGGCACAUUGGGGCUAUCGCUCUUUGUUAUUGCGUACGGAAUCGGUCCUCUAAUUCUUUCUCCUCUGUCGAGCCUGCCAACACUCGGGCGUUCGCCGGUAUAUGUCCUUGGCUGCCUUGCUUUUUGCUUAUUCAACAUCGGAACGGCUCUGGCAAAAAAUUUACAAACCGUUUUAGUACUGCGCUUUUUGGGUGGCUUCAUCGGAAGCACACCUAUUAGCGUCGGUGGCGCCUCGCUGAUGGAAAUUUACAAGCCAACUGAGGUCCCCUACGCAAUUGCAUUGUACGCAGUCAGUGGAGUUUGUGGGCCUAUUGUGGGACCGAUUUUUGGAACCCUUGUAAUAAAGCGUUGGAACUCCUGGAGAGCAACGCUCUGGCUCCUUUCCGGCAUCACUGCUUUCACGACCGUAUCUAUUUUCUUCUUUUUACCUGAGACAUUAUCCUCGAAUAUCCUUCUACGGCGAGCAGAACGUCUUCGCGCGCAGACGGGCAAUCUUGCCUACCAGAGUGAAGCUGAAAUCCAAUCACCAAGCGAAAAUCUCGCUGUGCGCAUUGUCAAGGACAUGGGCAACGAUCUUAAACUUGCCUUCCUGGACCCAGUCAUUCUAUUUGUUAACAUGCAUACGAUGCUAGUUUACGGUGUCCUGUACCUUUGGUUUGAGUUCUUCCCAUUCGUCUUUGACGGCAUUUAUCAUUUCACUGCAAUCCAGCAAGGUCGUGAGUUUCCCUCGGCUGACUUUUGCACAAAAGACUGUGCUAACAACGAUUCCCCUUCAGUUGCCUUCUUCGGUAUCCUCGUUGGAGCAGCGGUUUCGGUCAUUGCAUACGUUCUAUGGUUAUACUUUUCCUACCAGCCACGAUUGGCAAAUGUGAGUGUCGUUGUCGAGCCAGAGGCUCGCCUGGUCCCAGGGCAAGUAGGAGCUGUUUGUAUUCCAAUUUGUCUUUUCAUCUUUGCAUGGACAUCCCGAGCAAGCGUACACUGGAUCGUCCCGGUCGUUGGAACAGCAUUCUUUGCGCCGGGCUUCUACCUCACUUUUCAAUCCAUCCUCAAUUACCUAGGCGAAUCCUAUCCGCGCUAUGUGGCAAGCGUAUUUGCCGGUAACACCUUCUUCCGAAGCUCGUUUGGAGGAGCACUGCCGCUGGCUGCACCACGCAUGUUAAAUUCACUUGGAAUUGGAUGGGCCUCGAGCAUACUGGGCUUCAUUUCUGUUGCCAUGGUGCCCUUACCUUUCAUUUUGCAACGAUACGGCAGAAAACUGCGUUCUUGGAGCCCAUAUGCGGACUAA
Penicillium soppii is the source of this 1605-nucleotide messenger RNA. Its product is annotated as MFS transporter. Gene Ontology annotation, biological process: xenobiotic detoxification by transmembrane export across the plasma membrane. Gene Ontology annotation, molecular function: fluconazole transmembrane transporter activity. Bases 1 to 1605 code for a protein of 534 amino acids. The transcript has 7 exons. The record is from RefSeq and is a predicted model, not a curated record. NCBI's taxonomy places the organism in Eukaryota, Fungi, Ascomycota, Eurotiomycetes, Eurotiales, Aspergillaceae.